Messenger RNA from Pristis pectinata (smalltooth sawfish), 6735 nucleotides. It is a transcript of the gene disp1, whose product is annotated as dispatched homolog 1 (Drosophila). The transcript is spliced from 10 exons. The record is from RefSeq and is a predicted model, not a curated record. Gene Ontology annotation, cellular component: membrane. NCBI's taxonomy places the organism in Eukaryota, Metazoa, Chordata, Chondrichthyes, Rhinopristiformes, Pristidae. Bases 506 to 4261 code for a protein of 1251 amino acids.
GCCGUUCGCGAAACGUCAACACGGGGGUGGCCGGCGGUAGCGGCGGCCGUGGUACGUCUUCGUCGUCGUUGUCGUUGUUGUCGUCGUCGUGCGCCUCUUCCUUGUGGCGGCGGCGGCAUCGGCGGCGGCGGUAGUGGUGGUGGCGGCGGCGGCGGCUUGGUGUGUCCCGGGGUAACCGCGCCUUCUCGGGUUGGGUUUAAUUGAGUGAGGAAACGCGGAGGGAGCGAGGCUGAAAUCGCGUGGGCCAUCUCCGCUCAGGAUCAAUGUUUUGGUCUUGGACUCCAUUCUAGAGAGUUGACGGUUGUUGAGAGGAAGCUGAGCCCAUCAAAUGAAGGACACGGUGGGGGUUCCUUUUGAGGCUGCCAUAGAUGUACUAAUAUCCGUGAUACAAAUGGAACAACAAGAGAAUAUCUGCUUGUCGAUUCAUUUGGUGCUUGAACCAAAAUAAAAGUUGUCCUGGAACAACUAAGCCUGACAGUUGCGAAGGAGCCAGUGGAACAAGAGCAUGGCUAUGAGCAAUGGGAAUGGUGACUUCAUGGUUCAGAGCAAUGGCAGUGUCCCAUCAAAUGCUAACGGUAACAGCGUCCCUGCAGCCUGUGAUGGAGACCACCUCCCCCAGCACCUGUCGUCCAAGGAGACCUCAAGGACAAAAGUGAGUCAGAGCAGUGGGCUGCUGCCAUACGGCAUGGCCAAGCCAUCCAACCUCUUUCCAGAGAGCACGAUAAAUAACCAAAGACCUGUGCCGCAAUGUUGCCACCAUUGUCCAUACCAUCAUCCGUUGUGUUGUCACAGUAACCAACCAGAUUGCCAUUCCUUGGGAAAUACCACCGUCACCUCUCCAUUGACUCCCUCCUGCCUGCAGCCGCGGUCUGAGUACGCGACAUCUGUGUGCCAAAACAAUCCCCAUAACCAUCCGGCUGGCUGCUGCCACCAGCCCACCUCAUCUCUCAUCGAUCACUCUCCGCUUUGUCUUCAUCAUCGCUGGCCUGACCACUUCCAGCAUCAGCCUCUGCAGCAGCAACACAUCCCCAACAUCAGACCUCCGAGGCCCUUCCGAUUCCCUCGAAGCUACGCAGCUCUGAUCGCUGACUGGCCGGUGGUGGUUCUGGGACUCUGCACGGUGCUGAUAGUUAUAUGUGCGUUGGUCGGAAUCCUGGUGCCAGAUCUUCCAGACUUCUCUGACCCACUGCUGGGAUUUGAACCCAGAGGAACAGCAAUCGGCCAGAGAUUGGUCACCUGGAAUAACAUGGUGAAAAACACAGGGUAUCAAGCAACGCUUGCAAACUAUCCUUUCAAAUACGCAGAGGAACAAGCCAAGAGUCACCGGGAGGACAGAUGGUCAGAUGACCCAUACGAGAGAGACAAGCGGCAGGCAGAGUGGAAUUUCCACAAGGACAGUUUCUUCUGCGAUGUUCCAAGUGACCGGUAUUCCCGGGUGGUGUUUGCCUCAGCCGAUGGGGAGAACAUGUGGCGAAUGCAGUCGAUUAAAUCCAUGUGCAAUCUUGACAACACCAGGAUCCGGUCGCACUUCCAAUUCGGGGACCUCUGUCAGAGGACGUCCGCUGCCUCCUGCUGUCCCAGCUGGACCCUGGGCAACUACAUCGCCAUCCUCAACAACCGCUCCUCGUGCCAGAAGAUCACCGAGCGGGACGUGGCCCACACCCUGAAGCUCCUCCGCUCCUGCGUUAAGUAUUACCACAACGGGACGCUGGGGCCCGACUGCUGGGACGUGACCACCCGGCGCAAGGACCAGCUCAAGUGCACGUCCGUGCCCCGCAAGUGCACCAAGUACAACGCCGUUUACCAGAUCCUCCACUACCUGGUGGACAAGGACUUCCUCAGCCCCCAGACGCUGGACUACGUGAUCCCAGCACUGAAGUACAGCAUGCUGUUCAUCCCCACCGAGAAGGGGAAGAGCAUGAUGGACAUCUACUUGGACAACUUUGAGAACUGGAACUGCUCGGAUGGUGUCACCACCAUCGCAGGCAUCGAGUUUGGGAUCAAGCACAACUUGUUCCAGGACUACCUUCUGAUGGAUACUGCGUAUCCUGCCAUUGCCAUUGUGAUCGUCCUCCUGAUCAUGUGCAUCUACACCAGGUCCAUGUUCAUCACCCUGAUGACCAUGUUUGCCAUCAUCAGCUCCCUGAUCGUCUCCUACUUCCUCUACCGGAUAGUCUUCGGCUUCAAGUUCUUCCCCUUCAUGAACCUCACCGCCCUGAUCAUCCUGGUGGGGAUCGGGGCGGACGACGCCUUCGUCCUGUGCGACGUGUGGAACCACACCAAGUUUGACAAGCCCCAGGCCGAGCUGGUGGAGACCAUGGGCAUCACCCUCAACCACGCCGCCCUCUCCAUGUUCGUCACCAGCUUCACCACCGCCGCUGCCUUCUACGCCAACUACGUCAGCAACAUCACCGCCAUCCGGUGCUUCGGCGUCUAUGCUGGGACAGCCAUCCUGGUCAACUACGUGCUCAUGGUGACCUGGCUGCCGGCGGUGGUGGUGCUGCACGAACGCUACCUGCUGCAUUUGUUCCAGUGCACCGACAAGCCCGGGCGGAGGGUCUACCGCGACGGCUGGCCCGCCCGGCUGGGCCGCCGGCUGAAGCGCCUCCUGCUGACGGCCUCUGACGCCUCCCGCGUCUUCUUCGAGAAGGUGCUGCCCUGCCUCGUCAUCAAGUUCCGCUACAUCUGGCUGUGCUGGUUCCUGGCGCUGACCGUGGGCGGUGCCUACAUCGUCUGCGUCGACCCCAAGAUGAAGCUGCCCUCACUGGAGCUCUCCGAGUUCCAGGUCUUCCGCUCGUCCCACCCCUUCGAGCGCUACGACGCUGAGUUCCGCCGGCUCUUCGUCUUCGAGCGGGCACACCACGGCGAAGAGCUGCACAUGCCCAUCACCCUAGUGUGGGGGGUCUCGCCCGUGGAUGCCGGCGACCCCCUCAACCCCCAUGACAAGGGGCAGCUGGUGCUGGACGCUGCCUUCGACGUGGCCAGCCCCGCCUCCCAGCUCUGGCUGCUGCACUUCUGCCAGCGGCUGAGGAACCAGACCUUCUACCGGCAGAGCGAGGAGCAGGACUUCACCAGCUGCUUCGUGGAGACCUUCCGGCAGUGGAUGGAGAACCAGGACUGCGAGGAGCCCAGCCUCUACCCCUGCUGCAGCCAGUCCACCUUCCCCUACAGGCAGGAGGUCUUCGAGCUGUGCAUCAAGCGGGCCAUCAUGGAACUGGAGCGCAGCACAGGCUACCACCUGGACAGCAAGACCCCCGGGCCCCGCUUCGACAUCAACGACACCAUCCGGGCCGUGGUGCUGGAGUUCCAGAGCACCUACCUCUUCACCCUGGCCUACGAGAAGAUGAGCCGCUUCUACGCCGAGGUGGACGCCUGGGUCUCGGAGGAGCUGAAGGCCGCCCCGGCCGGCCUCAGCCGGGGCUGGUUCGUCAGUGGCCUGGAGUUCUUUGACCUGCAGGACAGCCUGUCGGGCGGCACGCUGGUGGCCAUGGGCCUGUCGGUGGCCGUGGCCUUCGGCGUCAUGCUGCUGACCACCCGCAACCUGGUGAUCAGCCUCUACGCUAUCGCCUCCAUCGCCGGUACCAUCUUCGUCACCGUCGGCUCGCUGGUGCUGCUGGGCUGGGAGCUCAAUGUGCUGGAGUCGGUCACCAUCUCGGUGGCGGUGGGGCUGGCCGUCGACUUUGCCGUCCACUACGGCGUGGCCUACCGGCUGGCGCCCGAGGCCGACCGCGAGGGCAAGGUGGUCUUCUCCCUCAGCCGGAUGGGCUCGGCCAUCGCCAUGGCAGCCCUGACCAGCUUCGUGGCGGGGGCGAUGAUGAUGCCCUCCACCGUGCUGGCCUACACCCAGCUGGGCACCUUCAUGAUGCUCAUCAUGUGCGUCAGCUGGGGCUUCGCCACCUUCUUCUUCCAGUGCCUGUGCCGCUGCCUGGGCCCGCAGGGCUCCUGCGGGCAGAUCCCCCUGCCCCGCCGGCGCGCCCCGUCCCCCGCCCCUCCGGCUGCCGGGGGGCGCCGCCACUGGGAAGCCGGCGCUGGCGGGCGGCCUGAGGGCUAUGAGCUGGAGCCGCUGGCCGGCGCCCCCAAGGGCUCCGACCCCCGGCUCUUCAACGGGAGUCGGGCGCCCGCCUACCAGCCCGCCACCCCGCCCCACCCCUGCCCCCACCCCCACCACCACCCUGGGGUGGAGCAGCCCAGCCGGGCACCAGGCGGACGGGAGCGGGCGGCAGAGAGCGUCGCUGCACGGGUUCAUGCCAACCCCCAUUAGAGGCCCGCAGUGGGGGGGAUGGAGGGAGGGUGUUGGGGGGCAACCCACAAUCCGACCUGUGGGGUCUCGGGGGCCAGUGGACCCAACCCAGGGACAAAUGGAGUCAGUGGACCGUCACCCCAUCCAGUGGGGUCUCAGGAGCCAGUGGAUCCUCCCCCCAUCCAGUGGGGUCUUGGGAGCCAGUAGACCCUCCCCCCCCCAUCCAGUGGGGUCUUGGGAACCAGUGGACCCCCCCCCCCAUCCAGUGGGGCCUUGGGAGCCAGUGGACCCUCCAUCCAUCUAGUGGGGUCUCAGGAGCCAGUGGACCCUCCAUCCAUCUAGUGGGGUCUCAGGAGCCAGUGGACCCUCCCCCCAACCAGUGGGGUCUGAGGAGCCAGUUGACCCUCCUUGACCCAGGAACAGCUGGAGCCAGCGGACCCUCCUGCAGACAGAGAGCGGGACAGCCAGGCUCCCUGGGCCAUGGAGAGGGUGUGCAGGGUGGGGACCCAGACCUCCCCCUGGCCCCCCCCCAUCCCACACCCCACCCCCCACCGGCCCCAGUAAAGGCAACUCCUCAGGGCAGCACGAACCAAAACCCAGCCGGCUCUCCCUGCAGCGUCCGGCGGGGACCUGGCGGACACACUGGUCCCCACGGAGCCACUCUCCCAGCUGCAGCGAGCUGCUACCGAAUGGCAGGCGGUCCUCGGGGAGGGGGCCCGGAGACCGACUCCCCUCACCCCAUCCCCUCCCGCCCCCCCAUCUAAAAGUGCAAUUGUGUCCACACCACUUUUUCAAAGGCCGACUGAACCCCUCCCCUCCCGCCAGUGCCCGCUGUCUGGGUUAGACGUUCCCAGCUAACACCUGAGUCCUCUGCGCACAGGGAGGUCACUGCCAGGGGCUUGAAUUCGAGGCAGGAGCACGUCCGGCGGGGGCGGGACUGUGCCAGGGGCCGAGGCAAGCCAUCGAAGGGCAGGCGGGCCGGAGAUGGUGCCAUGAUAAAGGAAUCUCGUCACAUCCUUCCCAAGUUAUUCUCUCCAACUUCCUCCCCCACCCACCCAGCCAUCCUUCUCGGUGUCCCAGCACAGACCAGCGGCGUUCCACACCCCGGACUGCUCCCGCUGCGUCUGUGCCGGUGGGGAGACUGGGACGUGGCACCAUUGACCCCACACCAACUCCCGCCGUCACCGGGGAGGGGGGGGACAAGGCGUGUCCCUGGUGCUGCUCCACCAGUCAGCAGCUGGUUCCCCAUCUCAAUCCCUGGAUUAUCUCCUCCCCUCACGCCCCCCACCCCUGGAGACGUUGAUAGCAGGAAUUCUGGCUGAGCUUCUCACCCUGCUUCUGCCCAGCACCCGGGGGGGGGGGGAGGGGGGGUGGUCCUGGUCCCCACAGUUCAGUGUCGUGCCCACUGUCUUUGUCCACUCAGCGUGUCUGCCUCCCCCUCCCCCUCCGGCCUGAGGCAAGAGGGUGGGAGGGAGUGGAUGGGAGGCGGGACUGGGGCCCCCUCCGUCAGUCUUCCCCAUCCUUUGCCUUAUUUCCACCACCAGACCGUGGACCAGAGGUGACCUACCAUUACCCGGAGGGUAAUCGAUCCCCCUCCUCGCUGUCCCUCCCCAGACCACUGGGACCGGACGCAGCCUGGUGCCGGGAGGGUAGUCUCACCCCCCCCCCACCCCCACGUUUGGGGAGGCAUCGUCUGCAGGGUGGGCGUGCACAGGGCACGCCAAGGUCCCCGUGCCCAUCCCGCCUCCCACAGCUUCUCGCCGUGCUGAAGUGGGGAUUGCUGUGACACCCCCAGCCCGUCACCUCUCUCACUCCAUCCCCCAACCCCCCCCCCCACCCCACUGUCCCUACCUCCACUGCCCUGACACCUCUGCCAUCACUGUGCAAGCACCACGCCGUGACCCCCUGGGUUUUGGGAAGCCCCCCCCCCACCCGUGUGUGACCGCGUGCCUUUGGUGGGGUUUGGAGGCCGAGUGAUGCCCCAGAGAGGGACACGUUGUCAUUCUGUGAUCCCUGGCGUUCCACCGUACCCCCAGGGGUUGCUCUGGGGAUCGGCUGGGGCUCGGGGUGCCUUCUGUCCAGCAGUGGAGGGUUCGGGGAUCUCCGCAGCUGCCCGUGACAGUAACUGAUGUGUCCCAGAGUACCGAUCCGUCCUGUCCAACUUCUGGCCACUUAAUGUAUUUGAUACUCAGUCCAGUUCAUUGAUUUGACCAGCUGAUUAUCACCCAACUUCGUCUUUGAUCAUGGCACCAAUCUCUCUAUCCCCAGCCAUAUAAAAACAGAUCAAGUCUACCAACCAUUGUCACAACUGUUCUCCCCACUCUCCGCCAUCACCCGUCACUUGCAUCAGAAGUAACUGUGACCAUGUCACAUUUUUACACACAGGUUUUUGUACACAAACUGGGAUGGACUCCUGACGAUCAAACCUUUGAACCAGUGAGCCCGUCCCGUUCCCCUCUUCAUUUUGUUCUUCUUGACCCGAGUUGAGUAUUGGG